Molecule: messenger RNA, 749 nt
Organism: Anguilla anguilla (European eel)
Lineage: Eukaryota; Metazoa; Chordata; Actinopteri; Anguilliformes; Anguillidae
Gene: pgpep1l
Product: pyroglutamyl-peptidase I like
Exons: 5
Coding region: 98-745 (215 amino acids)
Biological process (GO): proteolysis
Cellular component (GO): cytosol
Molecular function (GO): pyroglutamyl-peptidase activity
Source: RefSeq, a predicted model, not a curated record
CUCCCAUGAAGACAAACGAAAAGUCGCAAAAGGCAGAAAGAGCAGUUUCCAGUUGCCCCUGCUAAGCAGCGUUGAAAAAUAGCUGGACCAGACUAGAAUGUCGCAAAGUGAAACCGUGGUGGUUGUAACAGGGUUUGGUCCUUUCAGGCAAUACCUGAUUAAUCCCAGCUGGCAAGCGGCUCAGGGCCUUAAGAUGUUGGGACUGGGAGAAGGUGUGGAAGUUUACAUUAGAGAACUGCCAGUGAGCUAUGCUAAAGCCCAGGAGCUUGUAUCCAGCAUUUGGGAGACGGUAAAGCCAAAGUUGGCCGUCCACCUUGGAAUUGCACCGGGGUCCAAAGCCGUCACACUCGAACAGAGCGGGAAGAACUAUGGCUACAAGGACAGAGACGUGUGUGGCUGCUGUCCCCAUGGAAACGUCUGUGUGGAGGGCGGCCCAGACAAACUGGACUCCGUCAUAGACAUGAAGUUCCUCACCAGACGCCUGAAGGGCAUGGGGCUGGACGUUAUUUAUUCAAGGGACGCAGGGAGGUACCUCUGCGACUUUGUCUACUACUACUCGCUGCACAUUGGAAAGGGGAAGGCAGUAUUCAUUCACGUGCCAGCAUCGGGUAGCCUAGCUACCCCAGACAGGCUCGUGCCGCUGCUGCGCACAGUCAUCAUAACGAUGCUACGUCAGCUGGAGGCCUCCGCGCAUCCUGACCAUGACCAGCUGCACAUGGAGCUUCUUAAUGCAGUGUCUACAUAAAAAU